Molecule: messenger RNA, 2739 nt
Organism: Brassica rapa (field mustard)
Lineage: Eukaryota; Viridiplantae; Streptophyta; Magnoliopsida; Brassicales; Brassicaceae
Product: putative serine/threonine-protein kinase receptor
Biological process (GO): protein phosphorylation; recognition of pollen
Cellular component (GO): plasma membrane
Molecular function (GO): ATP binding; protein serine/threonine kinase activity
Source: RefSeq, a predicted model, not a curated record
AAAAAAUAAAAAGAGAGAGCGGAGAAUAGUUUUGCUUGAAUCGCAAGUUUCUCUCAAAGAAAUGGCAAAUCAUCAGACCUUUAUUUCAUACUAUAUUGUUUUGAUUCUCGUGCCAUUUGUAUGGUCGUCAAACACUUUGACAGCUAACCAAAUUCUCUCGAUCUCAAGCAAUCGCACAAUGAUUUCUCCCGGUAACGUUUUCGAGCUCGGUUUCUUCAAACUCGCCGGGUCUAAUACUAAAGAAGAUGGCGAGCGUUGGUACCUAGGCUUGUGGUUCUACAAAGCUAGUUCGAAGAUGAAUCCUCUUUGGGUAGCUAAUCGAGAGAGCCCCUUGUAUGAUUCCAAGGGAGCCUUAAAAAUAUACAAGUCCAACCUCGUCAUUGUCAAUCAAUCUGGAAACAUUAUAUGGUCCUCUUCGAAUGCGGUAGUCCCUUCUCCUCCUAAAACAUCUUCGGUGGUAGCAGAGCUUCUAUCUAACGGAAACUUCGUGUUGAGAUACUCAGACGACAACAGGGGGGAUUCGUUUCUUUGGGAAAGUUUCGAUUACCCGACCGACACACUACUCCCUGGGUCUGAUUUGGCUAAAGGCGUCAACAGAAGCCUUACUUCGUGGAUAAGCAACAACAACCCUUCUACCGGAAUUUAUUCGUAUGCAUUGCUGAGCAAAAAUCAGGAGAUGUUUUUGUUGGACGCGAAAUCAUCACCGGUUUACAGAAGAAGUUUCGGUUUAAAGACACCUUAUGCACUUGGCAAUGGAUACUACUUGCUACUACUGCAAGUUACAUAUGACGGAUUAUUACAGCAGUUUUCGUGGUCUCCAACUACACGUGAAAAGACCUUGCUAUGGCGUGGGCCCAGAGAUAGAUGCGAUCUUUACGGCAAGAUUUGUGGUUCUAACAGCGUCUGCAGCCUUGAGAAGGUGGACGUUCACGUGUUUGCCGGCUGUACGUGUUUCAAAGGCUUUAAGCCAAGAAACUGGCGGGGAUGGUGGUUAAGAAACAUGACAGAAGGAUGCCAGAGAAUAAGUCGGUUGAACUGUACUGGCAAUGGGUUUCAAGUUCUGAAGAAUGUCAAGUUGCCAGAUACAAAGGACGCGGGUUUGGAGAGGAGCAUUGGUCCAAAGGAAUGUAGACAAAGGUGUAUAGAAGAUUGCAGCUGUACGGGGUUUGCUAAUGUGGAGUUGGAUUGCUUCCUUUACAGUUCUGAUCUAGUUGAUUUACGAACACUGCAAAGUGGUCAACAAUUAUACAUCAAAGUGGCUACUAGUUAUCUCGGCAAAACUAGAAGGUUUAGUGGAACAAUCAAAAGGGUUAUAAUUGGUGGCGGAGGAGCCAUCUGCAGUGUUCUGGCUUUCACCAUCUUAUGGUGGUGCUGGAAGAUAAUGCAGAAGCCAUCAGGAGCAACUGAUUUGCUAAUCGACGGAGAUAGAACUGACUCGUACGAGGUUGUGGCAGCUCGAGUUCAACGGAUAGAGUUUCUAACUAUAGCUGAAGCAACAAACGACUUUUGUGAUUCAAACAUACUUGGCAAAGGUGGAUUUGGUACAGUUUACAAGGGAAAAUUAGUUGAGGGGACAGAUAUCGCUGUGAAGAGACUGACCAGAAUGUCAGAUUCGGGAACCUCUCAGUUCUUGAACGAGGUGAAUUUAAUUUCAGAACUUCAGCACUUCAAUGUUAUUAGUCUACUUGGGUAUUGUUUCCACAGUGACGAGCACAUAUUGGUGUUCGAGUACCACGCAAAUCGAAGCCUUGAUUUGUAUAUCUUUGGAAGUACCGAAAGCUCUAAGCUAAGUUGGAAAAUAAGACAUAAAAUAAUUAAAGGAAUCGCAAGAGGAAUGACGUAUCUCCACCACGAUUCAUGUGUAACGAUCAUCCACCGAGAUUUGAAAGUAAGCAACAUCUUGCUUGAUAAAGAUAUGAAUCCCAAAAUAUCGGAUUUUGGGAUUUCUCGACUAGUUAGUAGAGACCAUAUCCAAACCAACACGAAUAAGGUAGCUGGAACCCGGGGAUACAUAGCUCCCGAGUGCUGGUCUGACAAGAUAUUCACAAAAAAAACUGAUGUCUUUAGUUUUGGAGUUGUGAUUCUUGAAAUAAUAAGCGGCAAGGCGAACUAUAAGUUCACCAACUCUAAGGGAGAGACUAGUCUCCUCACAUGCAUGUGGAGGAACUGGGAAGAAGAAAGCUUGCUUGAGGUAGUUGAUCCAUCCAUUAUGGAUUCAUCAUCUUCACCGUUAACAAUGAUUCAGAUCGUUCGAUAUACCCAAAUUGGUCUGUUAUGCAUUCAAAAUAUUCCACAAGACAGACCUACAAUGUCCUCCCUUGUGGUAAUGUUUGAAAGUUCAACCGAACUUCCUCGUCCUAAACCUCCCGUUUAUUUUAACAGUGACACUACAUACAGUACUUUUGAGAUCGGUUCUACAUCUAUGUCGACAACAAUGUCCUCCCUUGUGCGUACAGAAUAUUCCACGAGACAUACCUACAAUGUCCUCCCUUGUGGUAAUGUAAGAAAGUUCAACAGAGCUUCCUCGGCCUAAACCUCCCGUUUAUUUUAACUAUGACACUACGAACAGUACUUUUGAGAUCGGUUCUACGUCUACGUCGACCAUACGGCCAACCAGCAAAUAUCAGUCAACUAUAGAACCUAGCUAAAGUUGAAAUGUUUUACUUUUCCUUAUAUCAAUAAACAUCAUGUAUGUAUUUUGUUGGAUACGGAUCUGACUUGUCUAUUUGAGUGAAGUUC